Messenger RNA from Drosophila ficusphila, 1846 nucleotides. RefSeq names its product tRNA-dihydrouridine(16/17) synthase [NAD(P)(+)]-like (gene Dus1). The record is from RefSeq and is a predicted model, not a curated record. Gene Ontology annotation, biological process: tRNA processing. Gene Ontology annotation, molecular function: flavin adenine dinucleotide binding; tRNA dihydrouridine synthase activity. Bases 137 to 1657 code for a protein of 506 amino acids. The transcript is spliced from 5 exons. Lineage: Eukaryota; Metazoa; Arthropoda; Insecta; Diptera; Drosophilidae.
AAACAACCAAAUCCAGCCGUCUAUACUCAUACAUAGAAGGGACGACUAAUUGAGCAACGCCUGAUAAGUAGGCAACACUUUUUUCCAGGAGCGAUUCUUGUUUUAGUUUUAGUGACCCAAGACCACCUAACUUGCCAUGGUGAACGAUGAGAGCGGAGAGGCAGCCAAUGUUACCACCAAGCCAGGCGGAUACGAGUUCUUCCGCUCCGCCUUGGGAUCCCCGCGGUACGUAGUGGCACCCAUGGUGGACCAGAGCGAGCUGGCCUGGCGGAUGCUGUGCCGGCGGUACGGCGCCGAGCUCUGCUACUCGCCGAUGUACCACGCCAACCUCUUCGCCACCGACCCCAAGUACCGCAAGGACGCGCUGCAGACGUGUCCCGAGGACAGGCCGCUGAUCAUCCAGUUCUGCGGCAACGACGCCCAGCAGAUCCUGGAGGCGGCUCUCCUGGCCCAGGACCACUGCGACGCGGUGGACAUCAACUUGGGCUGUCCGCAGGCCAUCGCCAAGCGCGGUCACUACGGCUCCUUUCUGCAGGACGAGUGGCAGCUGCUGACGGAGAUCGUGAGCACCUUGCACGCAAAGCUCUCCGUACCUGUGACCUGCAAGAUCCGCAUCUUCGAGGACCGCGAGAAGACCAUCAGGUACGCGAAGAUGCUGGAGGCAGCCGGCUGCCAGCUGCUCACGGUCCACGGAAGGACGAGAGAGCAGAAGGGUCCGCUCACCGGGGUGGCCGACUGGAGCUACAUAAAAGAGGUGCGGCAGCAGGUCAAGAUCCCCAUGUUCGCCAACGGCAACAUCCUCGGACUGGAAGACGUGCACCGCUGCCUGGCGGAAACGGGCGUCGACGGCGUGAUGAGCGCCGAGGGAAACCUCCACAACCCGGCCAUCUUCCAGGGAGUCUCACCGCCCGUCUGGCAAAUGGCCAGCGAGUACCUGGAGCUCGUGCAGCUCCAUCCCUGUCCCAGCUCCUACGUGCGAGGACACCUCUUCAAGCUCUUCCACCACAUAAUGAACUUGCGGCCGAACUCGGAGCUGCGGGAACGCCUCGCCACUGCCAACCAGCUGGCGCAAUUCCAAGCAGUGGUGCAAAAGGUGCAGGCGAAGUACGAGCCGUUCCACAAGGGAGAAGUGCCUUACGUUCCCGAGGAAAUGGCUGAUGGAUCAGGGGAAGAUGUUCUGCCGCUGGCUCCCUGGCUGUGCCAGCCGUACAUCCGCGCCUCACCCGAAUCCCACCGCCAGAAGAUCGCCGAGAAGGAGCGCGAGGCCGAGGAUCCCAAUCGAGCCAAGCGGCAGUACUUCGACAAGGACGGCAACGAGAUCUCCCGCAAGCGGAUGAAGAAGCUGCGCCGGCGGCAGCGAAGACCCAACAAGACGGAGGCGCAGAUCCAGCUUCGCCACGAGCGCCGUUUGGAGUACUGCACGGAGUGCGCCAAUCCGCAGGGCUCCAAGUGCGAGUUCCGGCUGUGCCGGGUGUGCUGCAAGGAGCGCUGCUACAGCACGGAUUGCGACUGUCCCGGCCACGGGAUCCUGAUCAAAUCCCGCCGGGCCAAGGCCAAGCAGUUCGAGGAGCACGUGGCGGAGGAGGACAACCAAAAGGGAUCCGGAAAUCCGGUCAGCAAUCUGACGACUGCAGUUGAUUCGCAGGAUCCGCUUUGACGCUGACUUUUACUCAGUGCUAUAGGGAAAAUUGCGACCUUCUUUUUAAAAUAUAUGUACUUCUCACAAGCUAACUAAUUAAGUUAAUUUACUUAAUAUUACGAACUUCAUACAUCGAAGGGUGAGUCAAGUUGUUGAAUUGUGCCGAGUGUGAUUCUUUGUUCCAAAUAAAUGACAGCGUAAGAUAAA